Arabidopsis lyrata subsp. lyrata is the source of this 857-nucleotide messenger RNA. Its product is annotated as peptidyl-prolyl cis-trans isomerase CYP21-2. Gene Ontology annotation, molecular function: peptidyl-prolyl cis-trans isomerase activity. NCBI's taxonomy places the organism in Eukaryota, Viridiplantae, Streptophyta, Magnoliopsida, Brassicales, Brassicaceae. The record is from RefSeq and is a predicted model, not a curated record. Gene Ontology annotation, cellular component: intracellular membrane-bounded organelle. The transcript is spliced from 8 exons. The coding region runs from base 87 to 773 and encodes 228 amino acids. Gene Ontology annotation, biological process: protein folding; protein peptidyl-prolyl isomerization.
CUCAUUUCGACGAAGAACUCUUUUGGUCGAACAUAAUCCAUAAGAAGCAUAAUUUGAUUCGGAGAAAUUCAAAGGAUUACGGAGUAAUGGCGAUUACGGCGACUAGAUUGGUCUCUCUGACUCUCUUAUGGAUUAUCGUCCUCUUCGUCACACUUGCUCUCAUUCAGAUUAAAUUGACUGAUGUUGCGGAUCCUAGUGUCAAUGAGAAGAUUCUUGAUGCUAAGCUCAAUCAGGUGGGAGAGGAUUUAGAAGGAGUAACACACAAAGUUUACUUUGACAUUCAAAUCAAUGGUUCACCAGCAGGACGCAUUCUCAUCGGCCUUUUUGGGAAGAUAGUUCCUAAAACUGCAGAGAACUUUCGAGCACUUUGCACGGGAGAGAAAGGAGUUGGAAACAUGGGGAAACCUCUUUAUUUCAAAGGAAGCAGCUUCCAUAGGAUCAUUCCUGGCUUCAUGAUUCAGGGUGGAGAUUUUACACGAGGUGACGGGCGAGGUGGAGAGUCGAUAUAUGGUGAUAAAUUUGCAGAUGAGAACUUUAAACUCAAACACACUGGGCCAGGAUUUUUAUCAAUGGCAAACUCGGGACCAGAUUCCAAUGGUUCACAGUUCUUCAUCACAACAGUCACCACGAGUUGGUUGGACGGACAUCACGUUGUGUUUGGGAAGGUAUUGUCUGGCAUGGAAGUAGUGCGCAAGAUCGAAGCGCAGGGACAAGACAGUGGAGUGCCCAAAGGAAAUGUUAUUGUUUUUGCUAGUGGAGAAGUUUCUUUGUAAUAUCGUUUUUUCUUCAUCCGAAUGAACAAGAGACCGAGAUCCAUAACAAAAAAAAUAAAAAAUCAUUCAAAUACUUUGAAAUAA